Messenger RNA from Didymella exigua CBS 183.55, 1617 nucleotides. Its product is annotated as 2-oxoisovalerate dehydrogenase subunit beta mitochondrial precursor. The transcript is spliced from 3 exons. The record is from RefSeq and is a predicted model, not a curated record. Gene Ontology annotation, biological process: branched-chain amino acid catabolic process; response to nutrient. Gene Ontology annotation, molecular function: catalytic activity. Lineage: Eukaryota; Fungi; Ascomycota; Dothideomycetes; Pleosporales; Didymellaceae. The coding region runs from base 320 to 1531 and encodes 403 amino acids.
AGCGAAGCGGAGCCCAGGACGUCAUCUUGCUGCCAUUAUUAGCGUCGCUGGCCCGCGCUCCAAUGGACGCUGCACGUGAAGAUGCUUACUCAGCCCUUAUGUCAGCCGCCCUCGCCCGUCCCCAAACCAGCCGAAUGCGCUUGGUGGACUCUCGGCGCCGGAAUCUGGGGUAAAGCCGACAUCAAGCGCGUCCGCCGAGGAGCAUGAGCCGAGCGUCCGCACUCACUCCUUCCGCCUGGGGCAUGGGGUGAACGAAUUGCUCUGCUCUGCUGUGUAGAGCACUGCUACAGUCCACCGCGGUUCCUCAGUACAACACACCAUGGCCGCCAAAACACCCUCAAUGCGCGCCCUGUCGCGGUAUCUGCUCAGGCCUCAAGCGUCGCUCCACCCAACACGUCCUUCCAAGCCCCACAGCAAGCAGUAUUCCGCUGCAGCAGCUGGUGCAAGACUGAACGUCCCGCUGGAGUACGACUCGACGCCUCUUCUGAACCACACGUCAAAGUCAGCACUCGCGAAUCCAGAGCUGCCAGAGCACAUCCGGAAAGGGCAAACAAAGCGCAUCAACCUCUACACCGCGGUGAACGAGGCCCUCCGCUAUGCGCUGCAGACCGACGAGAGGGUGCUCGUGUUUGGUGAAGACAUCCAGUUCGGCGGCGUAUUCCGCUGCACCAUGAACCUCGCCGCAGACUUCGGCACAGACCGCGUCUUCAACACGCCACUGAGCGAGCAGGGCCUCGUCGGCUUUGCCAUUGGGGCAGCCGCAGAGGGGCUGAGGCCAGUCGCCGAGGUCCAGUUCGCCGACUACGUCUUCCCAGCAUUCGACCAGAUCCACAACGAAGCAGCCAAGUACCGCUACAGAUCCGGGAGCACAGGCGUCCACUGCGGCGGCCUCACAAUCCGGAUGCCCAGCGGCAGCGUCGGGCACGGAGCCCUAUACCACACCCAGUCCCCCGAGGCCCUCUUCACCCACACCCCCGGCCUCCGUGUCGUCGUCCCGCGGUCGCCUGUGCAAGCAAAGGGCCUCCUGCUAUCCUCUAUCCGCGCCGCCGACCCUGUCAUCUUCAUGGAACCCAAGAUCCUGUACCGCGCCGCCGUCGAGCAGGUCCCCGUCGACGCCUACUACCUCCCCCUCGACAAAGCCGAGGUCCUCAAGACGGGCAAAGACGUGACCAUUGUCUCGUACGGGACACCGCUGUACACGUGUUCGGCAGCCAUCGCCGCGGCAGAGAAGGACUUUGGGUGCAGCGUGGAGCUGAUCGAUCUGCGCACGAUCUACCCGUGGGACCGGGAGACGGUGCUGAGCAGCGUGAAGAAGACGGGGCGCGCCAUCGUGGUGCACGAGAGCAUGAUGAACGCCGGCGUCGGCGCAGAGGUCGCGGCGACCAUCCAGGAGCAGGCUUUCUUGAGGCUGGAGGCGCCCGUCAAGCGGGUUGCGGGGUGGGCGACACACACGGGGCUGGUGUUUGAGAAGAUCAUCAUUCCGGAUGUGACGAGAGUAUACGACGCGAUCAAAAAGACGAUAGACUACUAGCAGUGAAGGUAAAAGUAAAAGUAGAAUCAACAUCUGAAUCAAAUUCAAAUUCAAGAUCAGGAUCAAAAUCAGGAUCAACAUCUGAA